AUGGCUUUUGAUCGCUACGUAGCCAUCUGCAAUCCUCUGAGAUAUUCCACCAUCCUGACAAACUCUGUUGUGGCCAAGAUAGGCCUGGCUGUGCUGCUGCGCAGUGGCAUUGUCACAUUACCCUAUCCCUUAUUAGCGAGGCGGUGGCCGUAUUGUAGAACCAACAUCAUCCCCCACUUCUAUUGUGGGCAUAUAGCUGUGGUGAACCUGGCCUGCGCUGACAUCCGCAUCAGUAGUUACUAUGGCCUGUUUAAUCUUUUUUGUGUGAUCGGAAUGGAUGUGUUUUUUAUUGCCAUGUCCUAUACUCUGAUCCUCAGGGCCAUCUUCCGCCUCCCCACGAAGGAUGCCCGGCUGAAAACUUUUGGGACCUGCAUCUCUCAUCUUUGUGCCAUCUUACUUUUGUACAUCCCAGAUUUCUUCUCGUCUCUCACGCAGCGAUUUGGCCAGAAUGUGCCACUGCAUUUGCGCGUUCUCACUGCCAGUAUGUUCCUGCUGGUGCCCCCCAUGCUACAUCCCAUCAUUUACGGGGUGAGGACCAAACAGAUCCGGGGCAGGCUACUCCAGCUCUUUACUCAUAAAGAGACCUAA
This is a messenger RNA of Chrysemys picta bellii (western painted turtle), 588 nucleotides long. Lineage: Eukaryota; Metazoa; Chordata; Testudines; Emydidae. The record is from RefSeq and is a predicted model, not a curated record.